AUGCUUCAAGAAGCGGGAGGACCGCACAUCGCUUCUGCGGGAGCACGAGAGCAGGGUGGGCAGAAGGGCUGGGAGAGAGCACUCGGCUCCAGAAGCCAGAGACACCCGCCCGCCUGCCCGUGGCUGCCUCUUCGCCCCUUGCUCCGCCGCCUCCUCCGGGCUCCUCGGGCUUCCCGCUCCGCCCCGCCCCGCCCCGCCCCGGAGCUGGGUCCGGAGCGCCCUGGUGGGCUGGUUUGGGAGCGUGGAAGGGAACACGAAGCACGGAGGCGAGAGGGAGGCGGCGGCGGCGGCGGCGGCGGGAGGCGGCGGAGAGAGGGGACCCUCCUGGCUGUUCUCCCAAGUCCGCGCGGAGCCGCCUCGGGCCGGGCGGAGGGCUGCGCGGCGGCGGCCGGGCCGGGCCGGGAUGCGGGGCUCCCGGGACCGCGCGGGGCGGGGCGGGCGGCGGCGGGCAGAAGGCGGGAGCUGUCCGUGGUGCUGAAGCGGCGGCCGUGGCAGCGGCCCGGGGGCUCCGGAGCAGAGGUGCCCUCCUGGGAGUUCCACCGCAGCCAGCCACGAGGCGAGAGCGCUGUCGCUCACCAGCCCAUGCCGGGGCCCCGAGCCCCGCGAAGGAGGCGGGACCGGCGUCCUCGGCAGGACAGCAGGCUCUCUGAGGACUGUCCGGCUGGCCCAGACUCCCUUUGCUGGAACUGCCCCCAGAACCAUGGAGAGUCUGAGUGAGCUGCAGAACCCGCUGCUGCCUCGGAGCCCCGCCCAUCUACACCGGCCCUACCCCUACCCCGAGGCCACGCCCAGCUGGUCCUGCCAGGAGAAGCUCUACUCCUUCCUCCUAGGAGGCGCUGACCCCGCCUGCGCCCACCAGCUCCUGGACCCAGGGUCCCUGCAGCUGGCCGUGGAAGCCUGGUACCGGCCUAGCUGCCUCCUGGGGAGGGACAAGGUCAAGGAGCCCAGGGCAGGCAGCUGUGAGACCAGCUUCACAGAGAGCAGGGAGCCCCAGGCUGGGCCCACGGAGCCUGGCCACGCAGAAGAGGAUGUUGCCAUCCAGACUGUGUCCUAUGGGGUUCAAGAGGAGCUGCAGGGGCAGGAGGACGACCCGGAGGAGGAGGCGAGUGACGCAACCUCGACGGAGAGCGAGAGCGAAGACAACUUCCUCUCGCUGCCGCCCAGGGACCACCUGGGGCUCACCAUCUUCUCCAUGCUCUGCUGCUUCUGGCCGCUGGGCAUCGCCGCCUUCUACUUCUCCCAGGGGACCAGCAAGGCCAUCUCCAAGGGGGACUUCCGCCUGGCCAGCACCACCUCCCGCAGGGCCCUCUUCCUGGCCACUCUCUCCAUCGCCGUGGGGGCCGGGCUCUACGUGGCUGUGGUGGUGGCUCUGGCCGCUUACAUGUCCCACAACGGCCACGGCUAGCGGCCGGCGGGGUCUGGCAUCCUGACUCCCCUGCUCCCCCAGAGGGGGCAGCGGGGCGUGAGGUUGCAGACUCUCUGGAAGGCCCUGCCCCGGAAGACGAGCCGGGAGGUGGCUCCCGGGCUGCAGCCUGCGGGUCUCCACCUUCACUUCCUCUCGUCCACUGCUGCUGGCCCCAGAGCAGGGCCGGGGCACCGCUCCCCAGCCGCGCUGUGUUGGGGAAGCAGGAGAGGGCAGUGCUGCCCAUCACGCCAACCAGGCCGGCCCCACCUCUGGCUCGAUGCCAGCUUGGAGCUCAGCCCAUUCUGCCCGCUCCCCAGAGUGUCUCUGCCCUCAGGCAGCCCACUACCCAGCUCUGCCAACCUCUCCACAGAGAAAGAGCAGGAGGUGGCAGGGAGGGAAAGGGAUGCCUGGCGGACAGGAGACUUGGCCAGUCCUUUCCGCUCGGAGGAGUCGCUACCCUGGGCUUCCCCAGUCCCACCGUCCGGCCUCCUGAUGCCCAAACCCAGCCAGCCAGGCGGGAAACACACGGAGACGUAGGGGCCCCUGGCUCUUUCCGGCUCUGGACGGUGCUUAUCCCUCCUGAGGGCUUGUGAGACACCAUAGAUUCUAGAUGGGGGGCAGGGGGGGUGGGUCCCAGGCUUGUAAACUCUGCACCAGGACCAGGUUCUGGGAGCUCCUCUGUGCGGGAACAAAAGGCAGGUGUGAUGGCAGGGGUCCUGAAAUAUUGCCGGCCUCCUGGGGCUCCACACUCUGCCACUGGUCCCUGCUCCCAUCAUCCUUUUCUGGGCUCCUCCUGGGGAUGAGGUGGGGGGGGGGGGCGAGAGGGCACCAUCCCAGGUGAAUGGAGAGAGAGUGUAUCAGCAGCCACUGAGCUCAGGGCCUUCCAUCCUAUGGGAAACCAGCGAGGAGAAGCCCCACUGAGUAGAGUGAGUUUGAUGAAGGAGUGACACAGGGCUGGCAUGACUGAGCAGCCAGCAGGGAUCAGGAAGGCUUCCUGGAGGAGGUGUCCCUUUGGCAAGGUCUAGAAGGAUGAGGAGACUCUAUCUAAGGGAUUUGCUUUCCCAUCACCCUUAGUAUUCACGGGCAGGGAGGUGACAGGAGCCUCCCAAGGGGCGUUCCAAGCUCUUUGAAUUGUGCUGGGAGCACGUGGGCUGGAACCAAAUUGCAAUCAUUUCUGAGGGCUCCACCAACUCAGAGAAGAAGGCUGGGCCUGUCUCUCAAAGACCAAUGCUGUUUUCCCACUUCUGGACGCUGGAGGGCAGUGGUGGGCCCUUGAUCAGCCUCGGGGCUUCUUUGCUGAUGCCCCCCCGCUCAGAGUUGCUCUCACAUCCCAGCAACUAGGGAUCAUCCAGAAUUUUAGAGACAAACAGGCAGGCGGGCAGGAAGGCAGCACACUGGAAGGCAAGCCUGUCAGACAGAGCUCAAGCGAUAAGGCCUCCUUGUGCGUGAUCUGGGGCCCUGGUCACUCCCAGGCCCCAGCCAGGGCCUGGGACUGUGGACCCACCUUGUCCCGCCAUCCACCCUCACCCCAGGUGUCACCCAGCCCUCCAUUCCCUGCUUUCCUUGAAGUCCCACAGGCCUGAGAUCAGCAGUUUUAAUGUCCCACAUUGUGUAUAUUUAUCCUUGUAAUAAACAUUUCUGUAACACCUGG
This is a messenger RNA of Pipistrellus kuhlii (Kuhl's pipistrelle), 3056 nucleotides long. It is a transcript of the gene SYNDIG1L, whose product is annotated as synapse differentiation inducing 1 like. The record is from RefSeq and is a predicted model, not a curated record. The transcript has 4 exons. Gene Ontology annotation, cellular component: intracellular membrane-bounded organelle; membrane. Lineage: Eukaryota; Metazoa; Chordata; Mammalia; Chiroptera; Vespertilionidae. The coding region runs from base 701 to 1405 and encodes 234 amino acids.